Molecule: messenger RNA, 486 nt
Organism: Diuraphis noxia (Russian wheat aphid)
Lineage: Eukaryota; Metazoa; Arthropoda; Insecta; Hemiptera; Aphididae
Product: protein GVQW3-like
Source: RefSeq, a predicted model, not a curated record
AUGAAUCGUACCAGUGUAUACAAGUGGUGUAGGGAGUUUAAAAACGGCCGUAAAAAUGUACAUGACGAUCUGAGGAGUGGGAGACUGUCGGUUUUGACUGACGACAUUAUGAAAAAAGUCGAGAAUGCGGUCCGUGACGAUCGCAAAUUGACUCUGGAUGAACUUUCUGCAAUGUUUCCGCAACUGUCAAGGUCUCUGCUACACGAAACARUCACAGAAACUCUUGACUUUCAUAAACUGUGCGCAAGAUGGGUCCCAAAACAGCUUACUGAUCAACACAUGUUGAAUCGAGUCCAAGCCUCUAGAGAGUUUUUGGAACGCUAUGAGCUGGACGUCGAUAACUUUCUCAAGUCUAUUGUUACUGGARAUGAAACUUGGGUUGCACACUAUAAACCYGAAACUCAAGCAAACAAUUCAAAACCACCAUUUCAGCCAAAAAUUCAUGGCAUCAGUGUUUUGACACCACAAAGGCAUCAUUUUGAUUGA